CCGUGCGUCUGCGUGUGUUUUGCUUGUGGAAUGUGGGAGUUGUCCCCACGCGCGUUACGAACAACCGACCUGUCCAAACAGUGCGCGCGUGGCAGAGGAUGUCACACCAACCAAAACAGAGGACGCACGGUUACAGCAGAGUUUAUGAUCCGUUAUUGGAGGAAAAUCGGCCGUGUAGGGUAGAGUCGGGGCGGGGCGUAAUUACACGGAGUCCCAUCCAUUUAGGGUCAAGUACAACAUUUUUACAGUUCUAACCAGCGUGAGUUCAAAGUUUGUUUUGUACCCGGAAACCCAUUACGGCGAAUCGGUCAUAUAUCUGCUUUCAGAUUUGAAUCAGUUUUUAUUGUUCUUUAGUUAAGACGCAGGCUCGUGAUAAAUCUGCACGGGAUGGAUAUCGAAGCAGUCCUAUAGCCAGUAUAAUUCGUUAGCAUCGCACGGACUAGCUCCACCACAGGCUCGUCCGUGUGUACGGAGCUGCGGUACGCUGGACGUGGAGCGAGGCGACCCUCUGCGGGCUGCGCGGUCGAGGCGGUGGGCGUGUUUUCUCUCAGUGUCUCAGCGUGCUAGCAUGUGAGCUGGCGGCAAGUUCUAGGCGUGAAAAAAGAAACAAGAUUUACAAGUUACGGGCAGAAGUAAACCAGGAAAAGUCACGUUACGCGUGAUCGGAAAAGUUACACGCAGUAGUGAUGGAGUCGGCUGUUAGUACAUCCACUCAAAUGCCAGAUGAGUUUGACCGGAAUGUUCCUCGGAUAUGUGGUGUGUGCGGGGACAAAGCUACUGGCUUUCACUUUAAUGCGAUGACCUGCGAGGGCUGCAAAGGCUUCUUCAGACGCAGCAUGAAGCGGAAGGCCAGUUUUACCUGUCCAUUUAAUGGAAGCUGCACCAUCACUAAAGACAACCGUCGACACUGCCAGGCCUGCAGACUCAAGCGUUGCCUGGAUAUUGGCAUGAUGAAAGAGUUUAUUUUGACAGAUGAGGAGGUUCAGCGAAAAAAGGAACUGAUCCAGAGGAGGAAGGAGGAGGAGGCACAGAAAGAAGCGCAGAAGCCCCGCCUCACGGAGGAGCAGCGCAACAUCAUCAGCACGCUGGUGGAGGCGCACCACAAAACUUACGACGAUUCUUACUCCGACUUCUCGCGCUUCAGACCUCCUGUUAGAGAGGGUCCAGUUACACGUAGUGCCAGCCGUGCCGCGUCUCUCCACUCACUAUCAGAUGCCUCCUCGGACUCCUUUAGCCACUCUCCAGAGUCAGGAGGUCGCAAGAUGAAUCUGAGCAACCUGUUCAUGAUGUAUCAGGAGCAGGGUUUGAGCUCCAGUCCUGAUUCAAAAGAGGAUGAGGGUUCUGGUCUCUCUAUGCUUCCUCACCUGGCUGAUCUGGUUUCCUACAGCAUUCAGAAAGUCAUCGGCUUUGCCAAGAUGAUUCCUGGAUUCAGGGAUCUUACAGCUGAAGAUCAGAUCGCUCUGUUGAAGUCUAGUGCUAUAGAAGUGAUCAUGCUGAGGUCCAACCAGUCCUUCAGUCUAGAGGAUAUGAGCUGGAGCUGCGGAGGACCUGAUUUCAAAUACUGCGUCAAUGAUGUCACAAAAGCUGGACACACUCUGGACCUGCUGGAGCCUCUAGUGAAAUUUCAGGUGGGAUUGAAAAAGCUCAACCUACAAGAGGAGGAACAUGUGCUGCUGAUGGCUAUCUGCCUGCUGUCUCCAGACCGACCCGGAGUGCAGGACCACGAGCGAGUGGAAGCGCUGCAGGACAAACUGUCUGAAGUUCUGCAGGCAUAUAUCCGUGCACAUCAUUCGGGGGGCCAUCUGGUCUACGCUAAGAUGAUACAAAAGCUGGCAGACCUCCGCAGCCUCAACGAAGAACACUCAAAACAGUACCGCUCCCUCUCAUUCCAGCCCGAACACAGCAUGCAGCUGACGCCCCUCGUGCUGGAAGUCUUCGGCGGACAGGUCACCUAGCAGCCGCGCCCGAGUCGGGUCAAGAUGAACGGGUCAGACCGCGUGACCCAGAGAGGCGCGGUGAGGGUGGAGUGAAUGUACGGACAAUCACCUUAAAACAUACAUACAAAGUUUUCAGGACGACAUUUGUGAGUGCUUGAGGGUGUGUGUGCGCGUGUGAGCGUUUUCCUCAUAUUAGGCCUAGAUGGAACUUGCCGGUUCAUUUCACACUUUUGGGGGAAAGUCUGCGAUGACUUUAAACAUUCUAAUUGUGUUAAAUACAGCUCUAAGCGCUUAUUACUCAAAUUAGCCAUAUUAUUUUGAAGAUAAUAAUCCCUGUAGAAAAGUGCAGAGCUUUGUAAAUAGAGGAUGACCAAUUUUUCUGUUGAGGUCACAGGUUUAAUGUGGCCCUACUUGUGAGUUUGGCUAGGGAGCGCCGCAGAUAUUCAGUUUUCUGAAUGUUAUAUGGUCAUGGUGUUUUUUCACUCUGGCAAGUAAAUAUAGUAUAUCUUACUGUAUUUUCAAUAGCCAACAGUAUUACACUGCAUGUGUAGCCCUUUACAGGAUGAGUGUGUACGUGUGUUCCUGGUCUAAAUGUCUGCACGCUUCCCCAAUAGCGCUGUCCAGCACUGCUGAUCUCUCCUGUUUCUUCACCUCCUUGCCUUUAAAUGCACAGUGUUGAAAGUACUAAUGCAAGCACAUAGUUCUAACUCACUCCUUUCCUAGCCACUUAACCAAUUAUCCAGAGCAUCCAGAGCUGUAAUACAGUGGUUCCCAACAUUUUCCUUUGAGCCCCCCAGUAAAUUUACAACAAAUCUGAAAUGUUGCUAAUGUAUAUUUUUAAUUAUAAAAAUAAUUCAAUGAAACAAGUGUCUUGACUGCAUUAACAUGACAUUGAUCGCAUAUGAUAACAUAGACCUAUAUAAACCUAUUAGACAUCUAUGUCUGACCUCAAAGCAUAUGGGGGCUGAGGAGGACCCCAGGUUGGGAACCACUGCUGCUGAACCAAUGGCUGUCUUCUCUACUGUUAUUCGCCUGUGCUGUGAUUGGUCAAUUACCCCUGCGCAAGUGGCCAGUGCUGCAUUAGCACUCAUCACACAGCUAACCUGUAAAUAUUAGUAACUAUAUUCUUACUCUCUUGUGUAAAUACAGUUUGAUAUAAGCUUACAGAGGGAUACCCUGCAGCCCUGGCUAGUUAUAAUGAAUAUGUUAUGAUGAACAUCAAGUACUACAGUUACUGUGUGUUACAUCAAACAUAUAGGAAUUGGAUUCAUUCAUUGUUUAUAAUGAAACUGAGAGCUCUACCUCCAAAUUUUACAUUGUUGUAAAUCAUAUAUAGUCCUACAGGUGCAGUUCACCUUUUCCGUUCUAUAGUUUUUCUAGCGCGUUCUCUCUCAUGCAUUCCAUUCUUCAUUUUCUCCUGGACGGAAUUUUCUCAAUCAUGACCUUUCUGAGAAAGACUGAAUGCUAUUUAUCAUUUAUAUUGAUUUGUUUUUUUAUUUUUUCUGCUGCUUCACUUUGGUUAACAGAUUGAUAAAGAUACAAAAGAAUAAACGCAUAAAAUGUCUGGGACACAUUUCACUUCAAUAUGAAAAAAAUUAUAUACAAUGCAAGAAUGCUAUUUUCUGAAUGGUAAAAUCGACUUUUUUGAUAUUAGGGGUGAAAUGUGAUCCAGACCUGUUGACGGGUUUUGUGAGAUAUCUGUUCAGCUAAACAAUACUGGUUGUGUGUGCCACACAAUCGAGGAAGCUCAACUGACUGAGAAAAUAAGUAACUCUUUCAGAUUCUCUUUCUCUUCGUUUUUAAGGUUUCUUUAAUAGCAGUGAAUUUAUUAUCAUUUGUAGCUACAGUGUUACAUGGUACCUGUUGCCACAGGCUGGUUCUUCAAAGCAUCACUUAAGUACUGCAUAACACAGGUCAGCACAUUAAUUUCUUAGGCUGGCUGUUAUAACCUUAACAAUUGGUUCUCAAACUUUUUUUAUAAGGCCCCCUUUGUGUAGAAUGCAACGCGUCAUGCCCCCCCCCAAAUAAAAACUUAUAUUCUUUAACGUAGAAAUUUGAUAAAACCAAAAACAUAUUCAUAUACAAUACUGGAACAUCAAUACUUAUGGUGCAUGGUCUUAUUUGUUGGAUUGAUUGCAUAAUAAAAAUCUAUUGUACAUAAAUGCCAAAUCUGUGGCUCCCCUGGGUCCAUCUAGGGGCCCCCCCAGUUUGAGAACCACUGGCCUAAACACAAUAUUUAGACUCGCAUGAAGCCAUUUCGGCAACGGUAUUAAUCUCACAAUAGCCACUGCACGUGUUGAAACACAUCUGCCUUGAUUGUCAAAAAACCCCAGUAAUUUUACAGAAUUUUUCUUUUCUUUUUUUACAGUUUUUCCACGUAUAAUGUAAAAAAAACUUAAAAUUACAGAAAAAGACCACACAUUUAAAGAAGACUAGCACCCCUAUUUGUAUUUAAAUUUUUGAACAUACUAUCAAAAACGUUAAAGAUUCAGAAAAAGACUGCAAAUUUGCAACAAUUUUUUUUUGUUUUAUUAUUUAUUUCUGGAGCCGCAGCUGCCAGAAAAUGUCAGUUUACUUAACAGGAUUUUGUGUUAUUGGUGGCUGUUCAUUGGUAAUUGUUAUUUACCUUAUGCAUUGAAAGUGCGCUAAGUUUUUUGGUCUGGGAUGUUUCUAGGGAGCAAUGUCCUCUACUUCAUUGUGUAUGAUAGCUGUAUGUGAUAUUUGUGGGACUAACGUCAAGGCCUCUCGAUAUUAGAGUGCUGAAAUUUCGGAUUUGUGUGAAUCUGAUCUACUUCUCUGUCAGGGCUCAGGGUCAUUAGGAAAACUUUUCUGUGGUAUGGGAGUUAAUCAUAGGAAAUUAAGAUUGUCUUUAGCUUUGAGAUUCGUCUUCGAACCGGGUUGAUGAUUUAUUGAUCACAUAGGCUGAAUUUAACUACCUGGAUACCGCUCUCGCUCAGUAGGGCGAGGCCGGUACGCGUGUCUGUGGUUGUGAGCGUUUAUAAAUCGAGCGAUAUGUAUAGCAUUUAUCUUUACAUCAAGUAUAUUCAUAUAUGACUGGGCAUUGUAUAUUUGGCCCAGUCUGACAUGGAUUGUGUGGGUGGGUGGGUGUGUGUUUGUGAAGGAGUGAGGUGUGAAGAAAGUUAUUUCCUCAGUACACACUUGUUAUUACUAAUAAAUAACUUAGUCAUGGCACUUAAAAUUUAAUGAUAUGGAAGGUUUGUGAUAUAUAUAUAUGAGUAUUACUUUGAAAAUGUAAAAGAUUAAGAUAUUUUCUUGUAGACUAGUUUUGAUAUUAUGGUAUUUGUGUACAGGUGGUGGCACAGGGCAGAGGUUAAAUAUGUAUGCGUGGAUAUGCAAACUGUAGGAAAGCAAGUUGAAUGCUAACUUCCUGCCCAGUGUAGGAUAUAUAUCCUAACUUUCACCUUUUUUCGCUCUUUAACUGUCUAUUUUGUUGUCUUCAUGCCUUUUCUCUAUACUAAGCUGCUCAGUUCUUUGUGGAAUGAGUGCGUUGAUUGAAUUUUAAACUGGAAAACAAUGAAAUCUUCCAGUCUUCAGUAAUGUAGUAAUCAUACACGACUUGUUUUGUACUGAUUUACUUAUUAAAGAUGAUAUCCCUGCAACACUCGGAUUAAACACAGAUCAUACGAACCAAGACGGCAUGUAACGUGUAAACGAAUGCACGAAUUGCAUUUUAAAUAACGAAUAGGGCGAGACAUUAGAAAGACAGUGAUGAAAAUGAUGUUGGUCUCUUUUCUGAGUCCAAAAUGUAACCAUAACAAACUACCUCUCUGGGGAACAGACACAUUUGAUUUGUAUUUUUUUAUGAUUCAUGUUUGUAUUUAUUGCUGUGCAGUGGCUCACAUGGACAACACAGUACCUCAUGUAUGAAUCUCACUUAACAACAACAGACGCCUUAACAGUUUUUUUUAACUGUUAUUAUCUUUGUGUACAGUAUUUGUAUCCUUAGCUUUCUUCAACAUUUUCUUCAACAGAUUUACAGGCAAACUUGUAUACAUACUCAUUCACAAACAAAGCUGAGCUGUUUAAGUCACUUUCAUGAUUGACAGUGUUCAGUUGCUGCUGGGAUUGGUUGGCCCCUCCACAGGCCCCUUCCCCUUUCGUUCUGACUGCUCGGUUGGAUUUUGCUGCUCCACAAAAAUAUUUACACAAAUGAACAUAACCAAGACAGAGCAUGACCUAGCUCUUUCUCUUUUUUGGGAGGUAGUAUUUUGUCAUCUUUUGUGCUCUGCAAAACACACAUACUCAAACCGUACCUCAUGCAAAAACCUAGUUCCUCUACCGUCAAUACCUCAAGCCAGGUCAAUCCUAAAAUCAAGUCGAUGGAUGACAGAUGUACCAGUAAGAAAGAGAAAGAACGUGAGACAUGCUCUUUACCUCCUCUCUUCUGUCUUAGCACCGAAAGACUGGAGACCAGUAGAAAGUUUGUGGCACUCAAUGGCUCAUAAGUGCUGGUAGCACUUCUGUCUCUCAGUGAAAAGGAACUGUAAGAAAACUGUAAUACAAAUGCUAGCUGUUUACAGGCAAACGUUAGUAUGCCUGCUCACCAGGACAAAACCUCUUGAAUCUUACCAUUCAUCAGUCAAUGGUUGAAAUUGCCUCCAUUUUUUUCUUUAGUUUUUCUUUUUCAUAAUAAGGUAUUGUAAAUUCAUUUUCGUGAUUUCAUGUAAUAUUGGUCAAAUGUUUUACAAAUCAAUAAAAGAAUAUAAUAAUGAA
Molecule: messenger RNA, 6671 nt
Organism: Triplophysa dalaica
Lineage: Eukaryota; Metazoa; Chordata; Actinopteri; Cypriniformes; Nemacheilidae
Gene: vdrb
Product: vitamin D receptor b
Exons: 9
Coding region: 687-1955 (422 amino acids)
Biological process (GO): cell differentiation; positive regulation of transcription by RNA polymerase II; negative regulation of transcription by RNA polymerase II
Cellular component (GO): nucleus
Molecular function (GO): zinc ion binding; vitamin D response element binding; nuclear receptor activity
Source: RefSeq, a predicted model, not a curated record